Molecule: messenger RNA, 1050 nt
Organism: Capsicum annuum
Lineage: Eukaryota; Viridiplantae; Streptophyta; Magnoliopsida; Solanales; Solanaceae
Product: chitin-binding lectin 1
Exons: 1
Coding region: 337-834 (165 amino acids)
Molecular function (GO): chitin binding
Source: RefSeq, a predicted model, not a curated record
CAUCUAACCCAUCUUAUCAUCACAAAAUGAUGAAAGCUAAAGAGACAAACGGUGCAUUCUCAAUUAGCCUUUGGGCUCUGGCUUUCUUCUUUCUUAAUAAUUUAUAAGGCCUCAGCCUACGAGCUCUCUCUUCCUUCUGAUAAAAAUCAAGAAGGUCAACAACGGUGUGGAUACAGUUGCGAUAAAAAAUGUCCUCCUGGAUCGUGUUGUAACUGGUGGGGUUAUUGCGGAACUACAGAAGAGUAUUGCGGCAGACGGCACUGUCAAGAUCAAUGUCCACCUCCACCCCCACCUCCGAUCGAACCUCCACCUCGAUACGCGCCCGGACAGUGUGGAAUGCAAGCUGGUGGAACAAAAUGUCCUCCAGGAUUGUGUUGUAGUUUAUCUGGUUGGUGCGGAGCCACAGAAGAGUAUUGCCGCGAAGGGUGGUGUCAAAGCCAGUGCAAGAGUAAUCUUACCCCUCAUAAUAAUUCACUAAUGGCUAAACGAGAGUGCGGAUACCAAGGUUGCUAUAAAAAAUGUCCUCCUGGAUCGUGUUGUAGCAGGUGGGGUUGGUGCGGAACUACAGAAGAGUUUUGCACUAAAUACUUCUGUCAAGAUCAAUGUGCGCCUCCACCUGCACCUCCACCUCCACCUCCAUACGCACCUGGAAGAUGUGGAAUGCAAGCUGAUGGUAGAAAAUGUCCUCCUGGAUUGUGUUGUAGUUCAUCUGGUUGGUGCGGAACCACAAAACACUAUUGCGCCAAAGAGUGGUGUCAAAGUCAGAGCAAGAGUACUACUCUUACCUCGUUUGUUAUUGAAAGCUUGUUGCUCAAUGGUACGGUGUCUAGCUAGAUGCUGGUCCUCGUUUCUGUAUUCCCCAAUACUAGCUAGAGGAUGUACUUUUACUCCUCAUUUUGGACUGGUGAAGCGAUCAAAUAUUAAUGCAUGUAAUUAUAAUGCAUAUAAAAUGCAUUAGUUAAUAUAAUAAAUAAAGGAACUUUGUGUAUAAAUGAAAAUAGUGAAUGAGGUUCGUUCUAUAAUAUCUUCCCUGCCAUUUUCAUCUAUAUU